Messenger RNA from Talaromyces marneffei, 1395 nucleotides. RefSeq lists its product as uncharacterized. The transcript has a single exon. The record is from RefSeq and is a predicted model, not a curated record. The coding region runs from base 1 to 1395 and encodes 464 amino acids. Lineage: Eukaryota; Fungi; Ascomycota; Eurotiomycetes; Eurotiales; Trichocomaceae.
AUGUCGGCCUAUCGAAAACCUGUACUGUUCCAGGAGACUACUGUUUCGAGGAGACCAACUCGUCUAGACCUGGACAAAUUGAUAUACUUUCACCGUGGGCUUCCAGGCUACUCAAAAACCAGACUAAUAGACCUACCUGAACUAGCUAUGGAGCUUAAUGUGAGGAAUGUAUUCAUGAAAGACGAGAGUGAUCGAUUUGGUCUUCCUUCGUUCAAGAUACUGGGAGCGUCAUGGGGUACAUUCACAGCGAUAUGCUCACUUUUAGGCCUCCCUCAAGAUUCGAGUCUGGACCACCUAUUGAAAGAAGCGACGAGCUGCAACGUGAAGCUUUUUGCUGCUACCGAUGGUAACCAUGGACGAGCAGUGGCACGUAUGGGUCGUCUACUAUCACUAAUCACAUCCAUUUAUGUUCCAUCCGAUUUAGAGGACCAUGCGAAGCAACUUAUAUCUGGGGAAGGAGCCCAAGUAAUCACAUAUGACGGUGAUUACGAUGGUGCAGUACAAGCAGCUACCAAAGCAGCUGAGAUUACCACAAAUGGACUUCUCAUUCAAGACACGUCUUUUCCAGGGUAUGAAGACAUACCCUCCUCCAUCACACAAGGCUACUCCACAAUCUUCAGGGAAGUCGACGAUGAAUUACAACUUCGAGGACUGCAAGUAGAUGUUAUUGUGACCCCAGUGGGCGUUGGAUCACUUGCUCAUGCCGUUGUGCAGCAUUACAAGACACUGGGUAUGCCAGAAACGACAAGGGUCGUCACCGUAGAGCCAGAUACGGCAGCUUGCUUCUACAGAAGCCUGCAGAGAAAGAACCCAGCUAAAAUAUCAACCGCUCACACUAUUAUGACGGGAAUGAAUUGUGGAACGGUGUCGCAUGGAGCAUGGCAAGACUUAUGCCACCUUGUUGACGCCAGUUUGACAGUAUCGGAUUUCGAGGCUCAUCAGGCAGUGCAAUAUCUCAGAACACAGAAGAUAUCAUCCGGCCCCUGUGGUGCCUCUAGCGUCGCAGCAUUACGGCGUCUUACGAUAUAUGACCGGGCGCACCUAGGCCUUCAUCCUGACACAGUGAUUGUUCUUCUGAAUACUGAGGGCGAUCGUCCGUAUGAUACUCCUCUUGAUGUUUCAACAGAUGAUCCGGUAGAAUUGACUCGCUUAUUGACCCGAAUUCAAUCUACCAAUCUCACUCUGGCAUCGACUCAAAGGACUCGGGAAACUUAUAUAGUAGAUUUUAUCGAAGCAUGGCUGCAGCACAGAGAUAUUGAGAGCUGCCGCUUGAAUCAAUAUUUAGUCGUCCUUCCAUCAUCGGGAUUGUUCCAGGGAGGAUACAAGGCUCAAACUUCAUGCUUAACAGCCAUACAGAUACUGUCAGCUUAUCAAAUUAUCCUUCUCACCCAUUAA